Molecule: messenger RNA, 1530 nt
Organism: Cotesia glomerata
Lineage: Eukaryota; Metazoa; Arthropoda; Insecta; Hymenoptera; Braconidae
Product: tubulin beta chain-like
Exons: 3
Coding region: 10-1377 (455 amino acids)
Biological process (GO): mitotic cell cycle; microtubule cytoskeleton organization
Cellular component (GO): cytoplasm; microtubule
Molecular function (GO): GTPase activity; GTP binding; structural constituent of cytoskeleton
Source: RefSeq, a predicted model, not a curated record
UAAAUUAUCAUGAGAGAAAUCGUUCACUUGCAAGCCGGUCAAUGCGGCAAUCAAAUUGGAGCCAAGUUUUGGGAAGUAAUAUCUGAAGAACAUGGGAUUGACCAAACGGGAAUUUACCACGGUGACAGCGAUCUUCAGCUAGAAAGAAUUGCUGUUUAUUACAAUGAAGCUUCCGUCGCAACAUCAACAAACGGAGGAAAAUACGUCCCGCGAGCAAUCCUGCUGGACUUGGAGCCCGGAACAAUGGACGCAGUGCGUUCAGGAGCGUACGGGAAGUUGUUCCGCCCGGACAACUACGUCUUCGGUCAAUCCGGAGCGGGUAACAACUGGGCAAAGGGCCACUACACCGAGGGCGCUGAACUUGUAGACUCAGUCCUGGACGUAGUCCGCAAAGAGUGCGAGAACUGCGACUGCCUUCAAGGCUUCCAGCUGACCCACUCUCUGGGCGGUGGAACUGGCUCAGGAAUGGGAACCCUGCUGAUCUCUAAGAUCCGCGAGGAGUACCCGGACAGAAUCAUGAACACCUACUCAGUGAUGCCUUCCCCGAAGGUGUCCGACACCGUUGUCGAGCCCUACAACGCGACCUUGUCAGUCCACCAGCUGGUGGAGAACACCGACGAGACUUACUGUAUCGACAACGAGGCUCUCUACGACAUCUGCUUCCGCACAUUGAAGGUCGCCAAUCCGUCCUACGGAGACCUGAACCACCUGGUCUCUCUGACGAUGUCGGGAGUGACCACUUGCCUGAGGUUCCCCGGACAAUUGAACGCGGACCUUCGGAAGCUGGCCGUCAACAUGGUUCCGUUCCCGCGGCUCCACUUCUUCAUGCCCGGCUUCGCGCCUCUUACAUCUCGCUCGAUGCAGCAGUACUCAGCUCUCUCCGUUCCGGAGCUGACCCAGCAAAUGUUCGACGCCAAGAACAUGAUGGCCGCUUGCGACCCAAGACACGGAAGAUACCUCACCGUCGCUGCUGUCUUCCGAGGCAGAAUGUCCAUGAAGGAAGUCGACGAGCAGAUGCUCAGCGUCCAGAACAAAAACAGCUCGUACUUCGUCGAGUGGAUUCCAAACAACGUCAAGACUGCGGUCUGCGACAUUCCUCCGAAGGGGCUCAAGAUGUCCUCGACAUUCAUUGGCAACACCACCGCCAUUCAGGAACUCUUCAAGCGAAUCAGCGAACAGUUCAGCGCUAUGUUCAGAAGAAAGGCUUUCCUUCAUUGGUACACCGGCGAGGGCAUGGACGAGAUGGAGUUCACCGAAGCUGAGUCCAAUAUGAAUGAUUUAGUAUCCGAGUACCAACAGUACCAGGAGGCUACCGCUGAAGAAGACUUUGAAGCCGAAGAGGCUGCUGAUGACUUUGAAACUUGCGAGCAAGAGUAGUCUAGACUGAUUUUUUUAAUAUUAUUUAUCCAAUUAAAUUCAUUAAUUGGCUUAUUUAAUUUUUUUUUUAGUUAUUUUAUACGAGUUUUUGUAUAUUGAUGUUUGUUUUAGUUUUAAAUUUAUUUGCUUUGAUAAAUUUUAACUAUUGAGUAA